CGGAGCCCCCGAGGAGGAUGAGGAGGGAAGCUGGCCCGAGCGGGCAGCAUCUCACGGACGUGCGGCCGCGGCUGUGUCUCGGCAAAAACUAAGACAGUCAGAAAAUGCAGCGCGGCACCCUCCUCGCCCAGCCCGGGCUCUGGACCGGGGACAUCGGCUGGACGUUCCUCUAUUUCCUCUGCUGCGCUCUCCCUCAGACGGCCCCGCAAGUGCUCCGGAUCGGAGGGAUUUUUGAAACUGUGGAAAACGAGCCCGUUAAUGUUGAAGAAUUAGCUUUCAAGUUCGCAGUCACCAGCAUUAACAGGAACCGAACCCUGAUGCCUAACACCACAUUAACCUAUGACAUCCAGAGAAUUAAUCUUUUUGAUAGUUUUGAAGCCUCGCGGAGAGCCUGUGACCAGUUGGCUCUCGGGGUGGCUGCCCUCUUCGGCCCUUCUCAUAGCUCCUCCGUCAGUGCUGUGCAGUCCAUUUGCAAUGCUCUGGAAGUUCCACACAUACAGACGCGCUGGAAGCACCCCUCGGUGGACAAUAAGGACUUGUUUUACAUCAACCUCUACCCAGAUUAUGCAGCUAUCAGCAGGGCAAUCCUGGAUCUGGUCCUCUAUUACAACUGGAAAACAGUGACCGUGGUGUAUGAAGACAGCACAGGUCUAAUUCGUCUGCAAGAGCUCAUCAAAGCUCCCUCCAGAUAUAACAUUAAAAUCAAAAUCCGCCAGCUGCCCUCUGGGAAUAAAGAUGCCAAGCCCUUACUCAAGGAGAUGAAGAAGGGCAAGGAGUUCUAUGUGAUAUUUGAUUGCUCGCAUGAAACAGCAGCUGAAAUCCUUAAACAGAUUUUGUUCAUGGGCAUGAUGACUGAAUACUACCACUACUUUUUCACAACCUUGGACUUAUUUGCUUUAGAUCUAGAGCUCUACAGGUACAGUGGAGUGAAUAUGACUGGGUUCCGGCUGCUCAACAUAGACAAUCCGCACGUAUCAUCCAUCAUCGAGAGGUGGUCCAUGGAAAGGCUGCAGGCCCCACCUAGGCCUGAGACUGGUCUUUUGGACGGCAUGAUGACAACGGAAGCAGCUCUGAUGUACGAUGCAGUGUAUAUGGUGGCCAUCGCCUCCCACCGAGCCUCACAGCUGACCGUCAGCUCCCUACAGUGCCAUCGACACAAGCCAUGGCGCCUGGGACCCCGAUUUAUGAACCUGAUCAAAGAGGCUCGAUGGGAUGGCUUGACUGGGCGCAUCACCUUUAAUAAGACUGAUGGCCUGAGGAAAGAUUUUGAUCUGGACAUCAUUAGUCUUAAAGAAGAAGGAACUGAAAAGAUUGGGAUUUGGAACUCCAACAGUGGACUCAACAUGACGGAUGGCAACAAAGACAAGACCAACAAUAUCACCGAUUCACUGGCCAACCGAACACUCAUUGUCACCACCAUUCUGGAAGAGCCCUAUGUGAUGUACAGGAAAUCGGAUAAGCCCCUAUAUGGGAAUGACAGAUUUGAAGGAUAUUGCCUGGAUCUGCUGAAAGAAUUGUCAAACAUCCUAGGUUUCCUUUAUGAUGUUAAACUAGUCCCUGAUGGCAAAUAUGGUGCCCAGAAUGACAAAGGAGAGUGGAAUGGGAUGGUUAAAGAACUCAUAGAUCACAGGGCUGAUCUGGCAGUGGCUCCUCUUACCAUCACUUAUGUUCGGGAGAAGGUCAUUGACUUCUCCAAGCCCUUCAUGACCUUGGGCAUCAGCAUUCUCUACCGGAAGCCCAAUGGGACCAACCCGGGUGUCUUCUCCUUCCUCAACCCUCUGUCUCCAGACAUUUGGAUGUACGUGCUCUUAGCUUGCUUGGGAGUCAGUUGUGUUCUCUUUGUCAUUGCAAGGUUUACACCCUAUGAAUGGUAUAACCCCCAUCCGUGCAACCCUGACUCAGAUGUGGUGGAAAACAAUUUUACUUUACUAAAUAGUUUCUGGUUUGGAGUUGGAGCUCUCAUGCAGCAAGGAUCAGAGCUGAUGCCUAAAGCUCUCUCGACCAGAAUAGUUGGUGGAAUAUGGUGGUUUUUCACCCUAAUCAUCAUUUCAUCCUACACUGCCAAUCUUGCUGCCUUCUUGACAGUAGAGAGGAUGGAAUCCCCCAUAGAUUCGGCAGAUGACCUGGCAAAGCAAACCAAGAUAGAAUACGGCACAGUCAGAGAUGGAUCAACAAUGACCUUCUUCAAGAAAUCAAAGAUAUCCACUUACGAGAAGAUGUGGGCUUUCAUGAGCAGUAGGCAACAGAGUGCCCUGGUGAAAAACAGUGAUGAGGGUAUCCAAAGAGUGCUCACCAUGGACUACGCCCUGCUGAUGGAGUCCACUAGCAUCGAGUAUGUGACACAGAGAAACUGCAACCUCACCCAGAUCGGGGGCCUCAUCGACUCCAAAGGUUAUGGAGUGGGGACGCCUAUCGGCUCUCCUUACCGGGAUAAAAUUACAAUUGCUAUCCUUCAACUACAAGAAGAGGGGAAGCUGCAUAUGAUGAAAGAGAAAUGGUGGCGGGGAAAUGGCUGCCCUGAAGAAGAUAGCAAAGAGGCCAGUGCUCUGGGAGUAGAAAAUAUUGGGGGCAUCUUCAUUGUCCUGGCUGCUGGACUGGUCCUUUCUGUAUUUGUAGCCAUUGGAGAAUUUAUUUACAAAUCGCGGAAGAACAGUGAUAAUGACCAGAAAGGAAAGUCAUCAAGACUUAGAUUUUAUUUUAGGAACAAAGUAAGGUUUCAUGGGAGAAAAAAACAAAGCCUUGGUGUAGAGAAGGUUUGUUCAUUUUCUAUAGCAUUACUGAAGUGUCCGUAUGCCUUGAUAAACCUAUCAAUGUUUGGAUCAUCUCAAUGGGGGAAAUGCCUUAAUUUAACUCUAUUUUGGUGUCUCAGCAAAGUGUCUCUCUUUCAAUGCCAUCAUGGAAGAACUGGGAAUCUCUCUGAAGAAUCAAAAAAAAUUAAAGAAAAAGUCAAGAACUAAGGGGAAAUCUUCUUUCACAAGUAUUCUUACUUGUCAUCAGAGACGAACUCAGAGGAAAGAGACUGUGGCAUGAUCCAAGAAAACACCUGCAGAAAUGUUCCGGGAAGAAAAAGGAUAUGCACAUUUUGGAGGAAGGAUUUCUGAUAAAUGUGUUUCCAUAUAUCUAUAUCCUUAACUCUAGUUAUGGAUAUAGAUAUAAGAAAUGCAAAAUUUUUUAAACUCAUGGAUAUUACUCGGGAAGUGGCAUCAGUUCUUUUGAAAUGAAUUUGUAUGCACAAUUAUUUUGCAUUUUCCCUUUUGCCCCAAUAAAUUGCUGUGUGUGCUUUCUAAAUAACAAUAAAAAACAGGGUUUUUUCCCUU
Molecule: messenger RNA, 3317 nt
Organism: Heterocephalus glaber (naked mole-rat)
Lineage: Eukaryota; Metazoa; Chordata; Mammalia; Rodentia; Bathyergidae
Gene: Grik1
Product: glutamate ionotropic receptor kainate type subunit 1
Biological process (GO): monoatomic ion transport
Cellular component (GO): membrane
Molecular function (GO): ligand-gated monoatomic ion channel activity; signaling receptor activity
Source: RefSeq, a predicted model, not a curated record